Messenger RNA from Papilio machaon (common yellow swallowtail), 1088 nucleotides. RefSeq lists its product as uncharacterized. Lineage: Eukaryota; Metazoa; Arthropoda; Insecta; Lepidoptera; Papilionidae. Bases 108 to 1025 code for a protein of 305 amino acids. The transcript has 6 exons. The record is from RefSeq and is a predicted model, not a curated record.
CUGUCAAUAAAUUUUUAAAUAUGGAAAGGUAAAAAAUGUUUUGAACAGCGCAGUUAUUUCCAUAAAACCAACCCUAAAAAUAACCCAACAAACUCGUAAUAUCCGGUAUGCAGUUGCUUCACGAACAGAAACCAUUGAUAAAGAACAUCGUAAACAUGAGCGUCAAUCUGUCUACAAGGAACCAUUCCACCCACAAUAUAGAGAUUAAAGAGAAACGGUCUUCGGAUUCGUCUUUAAGACUGAUGAACCCGGUAGCCAGCGGUGAUAAUGUGGCCACCGAGUUGAACACACAGAAAUUGAAAGAAGAUAUGCCGCUACUGCUACCCUGCUGUGAGGGCAAAGAGUUACAGAUAAAUCAAGAUCUGGUAAGGAGCGGACUGUCGGCGAUCUCAAUGAAACAUGAAAGCGUAAUGCAAUGCUUGAGCAUAUCCCAAGCAUCAGAAAGAUCACAAUUACUUCCUGGACUUGUAAAGCAUCGUAAUUCCUUCCGGUCGCUUCAUCGUCCGGAUCUGAAGCGUGUGCCGUACCUGCGCCGCCUCAGCCCCGACGACCUGGAGAUGCUGUUCCGUGGCUACGCUGACUUACCCACAAGAGACGCUCUUGUAAAAGACUAUGAAGAAGCUUCAAAAACAACAUCCACACGAGGUCAGGACUUAAGGACUGGUGACUUAUCCAAAAAGGCAAUACAGGAACACAGUAAGACCGAAUUCCUUCUCAUUGAAUCUGCAGAUGAUAGUACACUGAAUUCUAAAUCAGAGCCGCGGCCGACAAAAGAGGAGAUACCAGUUGGUAUGCGACUGCACGGCACCCGCGCGAGGCUCUACACCUCUGUCCUAGCUGGCACUAAGCCUGGGGAUCAACUUAACAAUGCAUCAACUUUAGAAGACUACGACACGGUACCUGAAGUAGUUCUCCCUGAAGAUGAGGUUCAACUUAACGAAGAGUUACAGAUAAUUCUACCACCGCGUUCAGAAGAUGGUGCGGAAUCUGUUAUUACCACAGCCACUGAUAAAACUCUGUGUUAAAUUGCUGCAUUAACGUAACAAGAAAAGUGAAUUCAAUAGAAAUAUUACAAACUCGAACUGAAA